GGUCAUAUGACUCCAGUGCAAGAAAUAUCCCAACCUUCCGAUCAGCCUCCGUGCGUGCUGACGGGUUCGCUCUCCACUUUGCUCGUGUCAGCCGUUUCAUAGGUCCACUUGGUGUCCCCUGACGCGUCUAAACGAGAGCUAGACGCGUCGAUGACAGAUUCAGACCCAGAACCAUCGCGCGUUCAGAGUCUGAGGACAUAUGGAAAGCGUCGACAGAGCCCCACUUUGAAUCCUGAGACAUACAGUGUUGGGCCUGAUGAAGGAUCUUUGGAAAAUGAUACUCCAGGCUUUCCAGUGGUUUCCGCAAGCGCAGACGAAGAGGCUUCCGACAGCACCAAUUACCAUUGGAAAGCAAUGCUCACCCGGAUAGAUGCAGGGAAAGAGGAUGGAAAGCUGCUGUUUCCUGUUUCGUCCUCUUCUGGCUUUACCAGGGCACUUACUCCCUUAACGGAUGAGCACAGAACCCCCUUGCUGCCAGAUUCCGUUGAGGAAACCUUGCCUGUCAUACUCAAAUCCGUACCUGUUCCUUUAAGUGGGCCUGACCAGGGCUCGAACAUCCUCAUUAAUGCUUCUAUCGACCUUCCUGUUGCGCCACCUACCCACAAUGACCAACCUGAGCCUUCCGACGCAGAGGUAGGAUCGGGCUCGAGAGAGUGCAGGGAAGGAAAGAAAAAAAAUAAUCCACGUCUUACGAAACAAGAGAGACUCGAAAUGGAGAAAGAAACUGCUCGAGUUAAACCCGACGCGUGAUGAUGCAGGAUCCGCAGACCGAGUGGAAGCCUUUGCAACGCCCGAUGACUGCCUGGGAGCUCCCUUCGAACGUUGCCGCGUCCGAUCCCGAUGCGAUUGAGCUAUUCACCUCUUCGCCUUCAUCCAAGUCUGAGCAGUACUCGUCCAUUGCUUCGAUAGAGGGAUUAGUGGUUCCUCAUAGACAUAAUGAGCUGUCAUCCGUGUAUAGACGGCAUGCAUCUUACUGCGCUCCGCGGCAAACAUCACCUACACGAAGCCCUUUCCGAAAACUCCCCGACCUAAAAACCAAGCUACUUGACGCAUCAGACUCAGAAUCCGACAAUCCUCCUUCAGUGGAGGAGGUGAUAGCACAAAGUAACCGAAAAUCACUGGAAAAGAAGAACGUUCAGAACGCGCGGAAA
Messenger RNA from Cantharellus anzutake, 1151 nucleotides. RefSeq lists its product as uncharacterized. NCBI's taxonomy places the organism in Eukaryota, Fungi, Basidiomycota, Agaricomycetes, Cantharellales, Hydnaceae. The coding region runs from base 151 to 750 and encodes 199 amino acids. The transcript has 3 exons. The record is from RefSeq and is a predicted model, not a curated record.